UAACAGGCAAAAAAAAAUGGUAUCUCAAAAACUUUUAUUUGCACAUCUUUUAUAAUGAGUGAGUCUGAGCAUCUUCUUCUAUGUUCCCGGGCUAUUCAACAUUUUGUUUUAUGUGGACUGACUAUUCAUGUCCUUUGCCCAUUUUUCUAUUGGGUUUCUGGCCCUGUUCUUACUAGUUUCUAGGAGCUCCUGAUAUAUCAGCGCUAAGCCGUCUUUAUAACAGCAUCUAUAACUUCGGAGUUUCCGCAGAAGGCUUCCCUCCUUUUCUUCGUGCUGGUGUGUUGGCUUGCCUGGGGGAGCCAGAGACCUGGGAAAAGGUGCUCGCCAGGCUCCACAGGGUACUAGGGUCUAAGUCAGGAGGAGUAGCACAGCCGCUCUGAUGGUGGGGCUCGGCUGGGAUGGUGGGGCGUCCAAAGGGCCCAACCAACGGCAGGUCGGAUUGGUCAGGGCCAGGAAGGUCACUCAUCCCUAAGGUCCCCUCCCAUCCAAAUGCGGAGACACACAGGGGUGACAGGAAGUUGUUCUGUUGCUGUCCUGAGCCCAAGGACCAGGGGUCCCCUCGGCUCCCCAGAUCCCGCAGGAUCUCACCUCCGCGUCCCUGGGAGCCAGGGCCAGGCUGCCCGAGGGGCCGUCCACUAGCGGGAGGCUGUGAGCAGGACCGACGCCUCCCGGCUGGCGAGCACAGAGCCCCCGCCGCUGCGCUCCCCAGAGCCCGCCGGGGCGGGAGUGGAAGUCGGAUCCCGCUCUUUCGUUUUCGUUUCCCGGAAGGAUAGCGAUUACCGGAGCGCCCUGUGAGCCUGCUGGCCGGGGGUACCCGAGGGUACACUCCCCGGCGCUUCUCGAAAGAGAUUUUCUCCCACGCGACCUUCCAGUUUGGGGGCCCAGUUAAGGGGUGAGGGAAGGAGGGCCUGAGAGCGCCCAGCAGCCGCGGCCAGUGGAGCGCUCACGACUGACGGCCGGUGGCUCUCUCACCUCCACCUGUAAUGCAGGAGGGAGCAUUGGCUAGCUCUUCUGUGAGGCCUGAGGCAGCCACACCACCCCCAGGCACCCAGGCCAGAUGUGAAGCUAGAAUGAACUUCCUGGAUGAAGGGGGAAUCUGCAAGCUGCCAGGAAGACUCCGCAUCCAGCCGGCACUCUGGAGCAGGGAGGACGUGUUGCACUGGCUGCGCUGGGCUGAGCAGGAGUACUCUCUGCAGCGCACUGGGGAGCAUGGGUUUGAGAUGAAUGGCCGAGCCCUCUGUAUUCUCACCAAGGAUGACUUCCGGCUUCGUGCACCUGGUUCAGGUGAUGUCCUGUAUGAGCUGCUUCAGUACAUCAGGACCCAGAGGCAAGCCUUAGUGUGUGGACCCUUUUCUGGAGGGGCCUUCAGGCAGAAGAUGCCCACUCAGCACUGCCCCUGCCUCCUGGAAGAGGGGACUGGGCCCCCUCAGUUGGCCCCCCGAAGGGAUCUCCUGCAGCAACCAUCACACCUGGGGCUUGCCAGCUCCUUGAGUCCCCUGGCCAAGGGGCCCCUUGGCAGGGAGGCGUCCCUCAACGUAUCUCACUGUGUGGAGCUGGGCUGCAGGGCUGAGGGAGCCUGCUCCUUCCCCACCAUGCCGCAGGCCCCCAUUGAUGGCAGGAUCGCUGACUGCCGGUUGCUGUGGGAUUACGUGUAUCAGCUGCUCUCUGACGCCAGGUACGAGCCCUACAUCAGGUGGGAAGACAAGAAUGCCAAGAUCUUCAGAGUUGUGGAUCCAAACGGGCUUGCCAGACUCUGGGGAAACCAUAAGAACCGGGUGAACAUGACCUAUGAGAAGAUGUCUCGUGCCUUGCGUCACUACUAUAAGCUGAACAUCAUUAGGAAAGAACCCGGGCAGAAACUCCUGUUCAGAUUUCUGAAGAUACCUGGGAAGGUGAGCCAGGACGGGGACAGCCGCCUGGAGCAGCCGGAGAGCCGGGAGCAGCACAGGAUGGAUUUCAAGGAGGAGAUGCUGGAAGUCUCUCCGUGAGGGGCAGGAGGAUUCUGGGCACCAAGGACUGAUGGGACAGAAACGGAGUCUCCCUUGAAGGCAGCUAGCUGCCUGGUGGUCUCCACCUUCCUCACGGAGCAGCAGGAAUCCCCAGCGGGUUUUGCACUCAUGGGAUCAUAACCAUUGUCUCAGACCUCCAAGCUGCCUGGGCACCUGGGAGGCUGAGAACAGGGAGGCCUCACAUUCUGGACACUGUGGGGGGGCAUCGUUCUUGGGUAGGGUAGCACUGGGGCUCAGUGGGGCAUGGGAAGUGAACCCUCUCUCUGCCCUACCCCUUGCUACCUGCCCAGCUUGGGAGCGGUAGCCGGGGGCUGAGAGAGCAUCCAGCCCAGCUCCUUCAACUUACAGAAGAAGGUAGCUUGAGGCCCCUCACCGAGCCUUAGCUCUUUCCUAAAAGGGACAUGCUCCUGAAAACCAGCCCUCUGGGGGCUGAUGCUGGCAUAUGAGAAAGGAGUACCCUUUGUCGGUCUUAGUAGUAACAAUAUAACAAUGCUGACAUUUAA
Callorhinus ursinus (northern fur seal) is the source of this 2512-nucleotide messenger RNA. RefSeq names its product ETS variant transcription factor 7 (gene ETV7). NCBI's taxonomy places the organism in Eukaryota, Metazoa, Chordata, Mammalia, Carnivora, Otariidae. Gene Ontology annotation, molecular function: DNA-binding transcription factor activity, RNA polymerase II-specific; sequence-specific DNA binding. Gene Ontology annotation, biological process: cell differentiation; regulation of transcription by RNA polymerase II. Gene Ontology annotation, cellular component: nucleus. The record is from RefSeq and is a predicted model, not a curated record.